This is a messenger RNA of Vicia villosa (hairy vetch), 1333 nucleotides long. Its product is annotated as vegetative cell wall protein gp1-like. The record is from RefSeq and is a predicted model, not a curated record. The transcript is spliced from 3 exons. NCBI's taxonomy places the organism in Eukaryota, Viridiplantae, Streptophyta, Magnoliopsida, Fabales, Fabaceae. The coding region runs from base 644 to 1333 and encodes 229 amino acids.
GCGACGUGGUUAACACGUGGGUAGUAGCGACGUGUUUCCCACGUCGCAACAAACUUUUAUUAUAAAAAAAUCAAUCCAACGUUAUAAUCAGACUUGGCAGAGGUUUGCUUUUUUUUAAAAAAAGUUGCGAGAUGCGAACCACGUCGCUACCAAAAAGUAAAAAAAUUCAAACCCCAAAGUUGCAUCUGGAGGGAGAUUUGAAUUCAAACGCCAAAGUAAAAAAUGUUGCGAGAUGCGAACCACGUCGCAACCUUUUACUUGGAAAAAUAAAUCUGCAUGAGUCAGAGUCUGUACUUAUUAUUGAGACCGUUGAAUUUAAUAUUGUUACCGUUUGAGCGUAGCGACGUGUGUCACACGUGGCUAGUAGCGACGUUGGGACCACCUCGCGAAUUGACUUAUAUAUUUAAUGAGAAAAUUAACUCAGUGUUGCGUUUCGUUGAUAGCAGAUUCAUUCUUCCUCUCUUCCUCUCUUCACCCAUUUUUGCUUCUCUCUUUUCUCUUCCCCCACCCCUGCUUUGUUCUCUUCCCCCACACUCACUCCAUUGUUGUUGUCUCAAUACUCUCUCAACAGAAUUGUAGAUUGAAGAAUUGAAGAUUGUAGAUUGGUACUAGAAGAUUGAAGGAGAUUUGAAGAAGAGGUAACAUGCCACCUAAGAGUAAAGAUAGUGGUAGGAAGUCCCAACGUCCGAGGAUAGUAGUAUGUGACGCGCCUCACACACCCGCGUGUCCCCGCCCUCAGAGUCAUGUUGAUCCUAUGUCUUUAGCCAGUACUCAGGCUUUUACCCCAUUACUCUCCUCCCACACAUUCCCGUCUGGGGUACCGCCAUCCUUCCAGUACUCAGCGGUACCGCCAUCCUUCCAGCAUCCUGGUGUGCCCUCGUCCUUCCAGCAGGUGGGAGGACCUAGCUUUCCAUUCACACAUACUGGUGUGCCCCCGCCCAGCUUUCCAUUCGCCCAUACUGGCAUGCCUUCAUCCUUCCAGCAUACUGGAGGAUCUGGUUUCUCAUAUCCCAUGCAGAUGACUUCCUCCUUUCAGCAUACGGGAGGAUCCAGCAGUACACCUCCGACACAGGCUGGACGAUCUCCUAGUCCACGCCCCACACAGGCUGGACGAUCUCCCCGUCCACGUCCGACACAGGCUGGACGAUCUCCUAGUCCACGCCCCACACAGGUUGGAGGCUCACGCACCCCACAUCCCACACAUGUACCAGCCCGUGAGGUUGAUGAGGCAGUUGAUGAGAUAGACGGAGCUGAUCUUCGUGGGAGGGAUGAUCCCGAUGAGAUUCAUGUCGUUGACGGCAGAUUUUGGAUUGUUCCCGAAGGAAGCAAGUAA